AAAUGUGCGACAGCGCCGUGCGGCGGAGGGAGAGCAGACAGCGGCUGAGAGCGGAGACACAGAGAGCAGGCCCCGGACAGGCCCAGGACUUCCAAGCCCGGCUCAGCAGCGGAAACCCAGCUCAGGACGGGGCAAGGACCGUGACCCAGAGGCAACUACCGCAUCCCUAAUCUCGGCCAGACCCCGGACUCGGGGUAGGAGUGUGGUUUCAUGAUCUGAUAGCUGACUUUACGUCUCCGACACCCGGACAGCGGCUCCACCGGGGCUGACAUGGCCUCCAACACGGACAGAGAAAUGAUCCUGGCCGACUUCCAGGCAUGCACCGGCAUUGAAAAUAUCGAUGAAGCCAUAACACUGCUUGAACAGAACAACUGGGAUUUAGUAGCUGCCAUAAACAGAGUGAUUCCGCAGGAAAAUGGCAUAUUACAGAGUGAAUUCGGAGGAGAGACCGUACAAGGCCCUGUGUUUGGUCCGGCUGCCCAACCCGCCACAUCUACGGAUACAGCGCCUCCCUCCUCAUCCUCUGCUUCAGCGUUCCAUCCCGCGGUGUCGGGCCGGCAGGUUGUAGAGCGGCUGUCGCGCAUGCUGGACUUCAAAAUAGAGUACAGAGACAAAACUGUGGAUGUGGUUUUGGACGACAGCUGUGUGGUUGGGGAUAUCAAGCAGAUCCUGGAAAACGAGCUUCAAAUACCGGCAUCCAAAAUGCUGUUAAAGGGAUGGAAAUCCGGAGAGGUAGAGGACAGCACUGUUUUGAGGAGUCUUCACUUGCCUAAAAACAAUAACCUUUAUGUCCUCACUCCAGAGUUGCCAGUUCCUUCUAUGUCUAGUCAGUCCUGCACCUUGCCGGAGUCAUUAAACCAAACCUACUUGCUGAUCAUCUCGCACCGUGAGGUCCAGAGGGAGUACAACCUGCAUUUCUCUGGGAGCUGCACCAUACAGGAGGUGAAGAGGAAUGUCUACGAUCUCACAAGUAUCCCUGUGCGCCAUCAGGUGUGGGAAGGCUGGCCUCCAGCUGCCGCAGACUCCAUGACGCUGGUGUCUUCAGGAAUCAGCUAUCCUUGUCACCGGUUGACGGUGGCAAGAAGGACAUCCCCUGUGCAAACCAGAGAACAGUCAGAAGAGUCCCCUUCCCAGCAGUGCACAGACAUCCACAUGAUCAGUGACAGCGAUGGAGAUGAUUUUGAGGAUGCUACAGAGUUUGGGGUGGAUGACGGAGAGAUCUUUGGCAUGGCUUCCUCUUCCGCACUCAGAAAGUCUCCAAUGAUGCCUGAAAAUGCUGAAAACGAAGGUGAUGCCUUGCUGCAGUUUACAGCGGAGUUCUCUUCCAGAUAUGGCGAAUGCCAUCCGGUGUUUUUUAUUGGAUCCCUAGAAGGUGCUUUCCAGGAGGCAUUUUAUGGAAAGGCAAGAGAUAGGAAGCUUCUUGCUAUCUACCUCCACCACGACGAGAGCGUGCUCGCCAAUGUGUUCUGCUCGCAAAUGCUCUGUGCAGAAUCCAUAGUGUCGUAUUUAAGCCAGAACUUCCUUACCUGGGCUUGGGACAUGACGAGAGAAGCAAACAGAGCAAGGUUCCUCACGUUGUGCACCCGGCAUUUUGGCAGCGUGGUAGCGCAGACUGUCCGCACGCAGAAAACCGACCAGUUUCCACUUUUCCUGAUUAUCAUGGGGAAGAGAUCAUCCAACGAAGUACUGAACGUAAUCCAAGGGAACACAUCCGUGGACGAGCUCAUCAUGAGACUGAUUUCAGCGAUGGAAAUAUUCUCUGCUCAGCAGCAGGAAGACAUUAAGGAUGAGGAUGAACGAGAAGCGAGGGAGAAUGUUAAGCGGGAACAAGACGAAGCUUAUCGCCUUUCACUAGAAGCUGAUCGCGCGAAGAGAGAAGCUCAAGAAAGAGAAAUUGCUGAACAAUACCGAUUGGAACAGAUCCGAAAAGAACAAGAGGAGGAGAGAGAGGCUAUUCGGCUUUCUCUGGAGCAGUCUCUACCACCAGAGCCACAGGAGGAGCAUAGUGAACCACAGAGCAAGCUACGGAUCCGAACGCCUAGCGGCCAGUUUAUCGAGAGGCGUUUCCUAGGCUCUAGCCCCUUGCAGGUUGUCUUUGACUUUGUAGCAUCCAAGGGAUAUCCCUGUCAAGAAUUCAAGCUUCUCAGCACCUUUCCACGGAGAGACAUAACCCAGUUGGAUCCCUGCAGGACCCUAAUGGAUCUCAAGCUGUACCCUCAGGAAACACUUUUCCUAGAAGCUAAGGAGUAAGUGUCCAUGGAGUGGACUGUGAGAGCAGCUGUAGAGGCACCACUUAACGGGAAAAAGAAAGCUACUCGCCAUCACCUCACUUGUUAUUUGGGGCUUCUGCACCACUUGGAAGACAGCAACCCUCCACAGACCCAAUUUGGUGGGUUUCCAGCCUGAGCAGGAGAUCGUCCCAAUAAGAACACUGAAUAUUACAUGUUAUCCAGCAGUCUCCUUCUGAUCUAAAGAAUGCACUAUUCUGACACCAAAGGGGUUAAAUUCAGAGGCUCCCGGGGGGUUGAACAUAAUACACGGCCCCUGUCUGAUACUGAGUAUCUGCACUCCCACACAAGUAAAUAAACCAUGGGAGUCCAUUGCGUGGACCCAAAUUGUUGUUUCCCAGUUUUAUUAUAACCUCCGAGUUCGAGUAUCGUAAGGAGGGCUGCCUUCGCCAGGUCCAUCUGGUUUGAAUUGCUGACGCUUUCACUGAUGUGUUUGAAUCAGAUUUAUAAAUGUAAAGACCAGAUCUAUAAUAGUUACUUGUUAAUAAGAAUCAUACUAUAAUCCAAUAGUUAUUAGUAGUUUGCUUGUUGGCCAACCACCGCUCACACUGCUCCGUAUUGCAGAUUCUCUGUGAUUCCUAUUCUGACUGAUCUGCUGAGUCCAUGACAUCAGGCGGCAGUUUUAUGGCCAUGUGUGAGCACACCUUUUGCUUAUUUACCCAUGUAUUUUGUAAAUAUGCCUAAUUUGCUUCCCAGCCAAGAUUGAUAGCCAAUUGCCUUGUUUAGUUAUGUUUAGAAGAGGGGGACUUUUUUACCCAAAUCCUUGGUGUCCUUAAUAAAGAGUUGGUAGAGAUAGUUUGUCAUGUGCUUGCCCAAGCGUAUACCGCAAAGAGAGUGAACCAUCUCCAAGUAAGAUUUCUGUCCACGUGAUGUAACUUCUCGCUAUUCCUAGUGGUACAGGCUUGUCCUGGGCUACAAAAACGCGGGUCGGUGGACUAUGGGGACCGAAAAUGUCUCCCAAUCCAUAAUACACAUUGUUCUUCUUUUUCACCUAAUCUGGUACCGGAACACAUGCCGAUUAUUACUCUGCAGAUACUCAGCAUCACUAAACAGGGAGGAAUCCCCCCUAAAACAGGCGUGAAUAGGUUUGUUUUGGCUCUCAGAUUGUCUUCGGCUCGUUAUUCUGCGUGUUGGCAAGUGGCCGCAAGCUGGAUUGGCGCAAUGCAGAGCGAAGAGCAUUUAAGUUCCUAAACUUGCAGAAUGUGUUAUUUUAUACAUUUUAUUGUUUCUUUUGCAUCUUAAGAAUCCUAAUCCUUCUCCUGCCUCAAUGUUAGACACUUAAACCCGUAUGAUCUAGCGCGUGACACAUAAUGUUUCUCCUCCACCAGUUAAUCUACGAAGGCAAAAGCGAUGGAAUUGAUGGGUUUGUUGGGGCGUUCUGAGCUUGGACAUGUCACAAUGUUGCAGAGAAUGUUUGUAUCACCUGCUACUUUGAUGCUGUGAGGGGGUUAUUUGAAAAAAAGAGACUUUUGGUAAAUCAACCAGUUAUUUAUUUCUGAUUUCCGCUUUUGGUUGCAGACCUGGUUCAUUUUAGGCUGUGGUUGGGGAGGGGGGGUCAUUAUUUUGCAGUGUGUGCCUCUUAAAUAUAUGCAUGAUGUGAAUAUUUAUCUCUGAAUAAAUAAGACCAACACAGAA
Molecule: messenger RNA, 3923 nt
Organism: Spea bombifrons (plains spadefoot toad)
Lineage: Eukaryota; Metazoa; Chordata; Amphibia; Anura; Pelobatidae
Gene: FAF1
Product: Fas associated factor 1
Exons: 19
Coding region: 271-2250 (659 amino acids)
Cellular component (GO): nucleus; endoplasmic reticulum
Molecular function (GO): NF-kappaB binding; ubiquitin binding
Source: RefSeq, a predicted model, not a curated record